AUGUUGACACAGGUUGUGGGAACUUUAGUAGCAGUCUUUGUCUACGCAUUAACAGCUUGGUUGCUGAUGGCCACGAUCCCAAAUCUCUGCGACACGUCUGUACUUCCACCAGGAAGUCAAUGGACUUGCCCAAUAGAUCGAGUCUUCUUCGACGCAUCAGUAAUAUGGGGACUCGUGGGACCAAGAAGAAUGUUUGGUGAUCUUGGAGAAUACUCAAACAUAAACUGGUUCUUCCUAGGAGGUGCAAUAGCUCCAGUGUUGGUCUACUUAGCCACAAGACUCUUCCCAAACACGAAAUGGAUAAAAAUGAUUCACAUCCCUGUUCUGAUUGGAGCCACGGCUAUAAUGCCACCAGCUUCUUCGGUUAACUUCACCAGCUGGCUCGUUAUGGCGUUUGCGUUUGGACAUUUCGUGUUCAAGUACAGGAGAGAGUGGUGGCAGAGGUACAACUAUGUUUUGGCUGGAGGAAUGGAUGCAGGAACAGGGUUUAUGUCUGUGCUUCUGUUUGUUGCGUUGCAAAGAAGUGAGAUUGGGCUUGAUUGGUGGGGAAACUCCGGUGAAGGUUGUCCUGUUGCUAAAUGUCCUACUGCUAAAGGUGUGAUUGUUCAUGGUUGUCCUGUUUUCUAA
This is a messenger RNA of Microthlaspi erraticum, 627 nucleotides long. The record is from the annotation of a GenBank genome assembly. NCBI's taxonomy places the organism in Eukaryota, Viridiplantae, Streptophyta, Magnoliopsida, Brassicales, Brassicaceae.